Molecule: messenger RNA, 399 nt
Organism: Triplophysa rosa
Lineage: Eukaryota; Metazoa; Chordata; Actinopteri; Cypriniformes; Nemacheilidae
Exons: 4
Coding region: 1-399 (132 amino acids)
Cellular component (GO): extracellular region
Molecular function (GO): guanylate cyclase activator activity
Source: RefSeq, a predicted model, not a curated record
AUGAGAUCGCUGAUAAUCAUCUUCCUCCUGGCCACAUGCCUCUUUCACACCUCACGAUGUAUGCAGGUUACGGAAAGUGGGUACAGUUUUCCCCUGGCAGUGAAGACCCUGAAAAAGCUUAUGGAGUCUGACAUGAGUACAAACCCUCUUGAUACCUACAGCGAAUCAGCAUCGUUGUGUACCAACCCUAAACUGCCAAGAGAGUUCGCAGUGGUGUAUGAAAAAAAUGACACUGGCACAAUCUCCCAAAAUCUGGCAUCAGACAGACAUACAGGAGCGCUGGACUGUAAUCACCCUAACUGCGACUCCAAAGAAGCCAUUACGGCUCGAGCUGUUAAAAUCAUCACCGCUGACCCCUGUGAGAUCUGUGCCAAUGCUGCCUGCACUGGCUGUCUAUGA